GGCCAGCGCACCAAUCCCCAAAAAAUAAUACAACUCAAUCCAAAUCAAAUAUUACAAAAUAAAAACAAGUUUGACGUAAAUGAAAAACGCGAAAAUUUAAGAGAACGAUUCUUGAAACUCUUUCGAAAAAAAAAAAUACAAAAACUUUUCGCGCAGUGUACUAUCAUAAUUAUUUUCAAUUUGUUUUCAGUGUAAAGCCAAAGGCUUUGAGUAAUAUAAACAAAAAAAGAAACAGUAAAGUGCGGUAAGUGGUUCCUAGCGGCAACUGAAAGAAUAAUUGAAGCACAUAAAGCUCGCUGGUUCUUAGACGAGCUUGAAACGCAGCCGACACAAUGCAGACGAAUGUGCAAAUUGAUUCGAAGAAUCUGCGCAGCAACGAUGACAACUUUCGUUCACGCAGCCAUCACAUAACGAUUGAGGAAUUGGUGGCCAUAUCGCCGGAGCGUCGCAAUUGGCGCGGCAUCUUCAUAGCUCUGCUGGUCAUUGCCGCCGUCUUCAGCUUGAUAAUAUUCUCGAUAUUUCUGCUAUCGCCGGAGGAUGAGGGCCUGCGCAUCCGCGGACGCCGCAUGCUGCCCAGCGAUAUUCUGAGCAAGAGCCUGCAGUGGAAGCCCUUCAAUGGCACCUGGAGCAAUGAUCACGAGCUAAUAUAUCGCGAUCCGACAGGCGGCCUAUCCAUACUCAAUAUGACGGACUAUACCACACGCAUUCUGAUGACCAAUUCCACAUUUCGUCAAUUGAAUGCGGAAUCCUUUUUGGUUGCACCGGAUCAGAAGUACGUACUGCUACAAUCGGACAGCAAUGCUGAGGGUUCAAGACAUCAUGUCUACGAGGUGCAAACCGCCAACACAUUUCCCCUGGGACCAACGGAGAAUAUUGCCGAGGCGCCGCGGCUGCAGCACGUGGUCUGGGCGCCCAUCAAUCCACCACCACCUCCACCACCACCGCCGCCAACAGCAGCCACACAGUCGCCCUUGCCCAGCGGCAGCAUCAUCCUGAACAGCCUUGCAGGCGCCGCAGCUGGCGGUGCUGGCAAGCCGACGGCCACCACCAACGGCGGCUCCGCCAAUGGCAGCGGUGCGAGCAAUGGCAAUGGCCAAGGUGCCAGGGCGGCCUACACACUCAACCAGGCCAUCGCCUUCGUGCACCACAACGACAUCUACUACAAGCCCAAGGUGCAGGGCGAGCUCGUCUGCCGCAUCACGCAGACGGGCGCGGCGGGCAUCUUCUACAACGGCGUGCCCGAUUGGACGUACGAGAAUGUGCCCGAGCUGGAGAGUAAACGGAGCAGCCUUGCCUUCUCGCCGGACGGAAUGUUCCUCGCAUUCUUCAGCUUCAACGACAGCGAAGUCAACGAGUAUAAAUACACAUGGAUGGGCGAUAAUAUCAAAUACCCGGCGGUGCUCAGCCAACGCUAUCCAAAGGCGGGCGCGCGCAAUCCGAAUGUGACCGUCAACGUGGUGAAUCUGUCGGUGAUCAAGUACAUAUUUCCCACACAGAUCAAGCUGCCCGGGGAUCUGGGCAACGGCAGCUAUGUGGGCGGCCUGACCUGGGCGUCGCCCAUCGAUCUGUCCGUGACGAUAACCAGCCGGGAUCAGACCAAGGCAACGACUGUCAUCUGCCGGGCACCGCACUUCCACUGCCAGGUGGUGCACACCGAGGUGACCAUCAACGACGGCUGGGUGCUGCCCGCCGAGCAGCCGAUCUUCUCGGCUCGUAUCGCUGCCCAGAUGCGAGGCAGCCAGCUGCGCCAGCUGCAGCUCCAGGAGCUGGCCAACGGCGAUGCGGCCAUGGACGACAGCCAGGCGAAUGUGACCAACGGCCAGACGACGUACGAGAUCUCCAAUGGGGGCUAUCUGCUGAAGCGUCUGCCCGUGCGGGACGGCGAGCACGGCCACUAUCGGCACGUGGUGUUCAUAUCGUCGCUGGACCGACGGCCCGUCCCGCUGACCAUGGGCCGGUUCGAGGUGACCGAAAUCGUGGGCUGGGAUGAGCAGCGCGAGAUCGUUUAUUUUAUGGCUGCUCCUGAAAGGCGACCGGGCGAACGUCACCUCUACAAGAUCAGCCUUAAACUAAACGUCACCGAAACGAAUCGCACCUACAUCACCUCGACGCAGCCCACCUGCCUCACCUGCGACAACACGGAGUCCACCUAUCGGCUGCAUCGCGCCCGCAGCACUAACGCCGCCGCCUGGCAGCGCGGCGAGAAGUGGGAGGACAUUGUGUCGCGCCUGGAGCCGGACGACUGCAUCUACGACAUACCCAAGAAUUGUCUAUACAAUCGCGUCCAGUUCAGUCGCGACUACAGCUUCUACGUGCAGGAGUGCCUCGGACCGGAGUCGCCCAGCGUCUACCUGGUGGAGACGUCCAGCAACGAGAAGAUCUUUGUACUAAACGCGGGCGAUGUUCUGCGCCAUCGUCUCACCCAGCUGGCCAUACCGCAGACGCGCACCUUCAGCGUCGAGAUACGCCAUGGCUUCCACGCACAGGUGCGUCUCUACUUGCCGCCAGGCAUGCGCGAGGAGGAGGAGGUCGCCUUUCCACUGGUGCUACAUGUCGACGCUGCGCCUGGCUCACAGCUGGUCACGGAGCGCUUCCAAGUGGAUUGGAAUUGGUAUCUGUGCAGCCAGCGCAGCUUCAUUGUGGCCCAAAUCGAUGGACGCGGCAGCGGCUAUCAAGGUGAACUACUGCGCACCCAGGUGCAUGGCAAGCUCGGCACCGUCGAGGUCGAAGAUCAGCUCGGCGUACUCACCUAUUUGCGCGAUAAUCUCAAGUUCAUCGAUCCGUUGCGCAUCUGCGCCUUUGGCUGGGGCUACGGCGGCUACGCCGCCUCCAUGAUGCUCAUCGAUGAUUCGCAACAGGUGCUCCAGUGCGCCGUUGCCAUCAAUCCCAUUGUGAGCUUUGGCUAUCAUUAUUCAUUUUUCACGGAACGCUAUAUACCGCUGAAGGGCGACUAUUUGCGCGCUUUGCAGGAGUCGGACCUGACCAUGAAGGCGGGCAACAUAAAGGGGCGUAAUCUGAUGUUAAUGCACGGCACAGCGGAUACGCUGGUGCAUCAGGAGCAUACGCUGAUGCUGGUGCGGGCAUUGGUGGAUCAGCAGGUGAAAUUCCGUCAUCAGGUGUACCCAGAUGAGGAUCAUACGAUCACCCGAUCGCUGAGCCAUGUCUAUAAGACCAUGGAAUGGUAUUUCGAUGAGUGCUUCGGCCCCGUCGACGACAACGAGUGGGACCCAACCGGUCUGUUUGUGUUUAAACAAUAAUUAAGACCCCCCUACGAUCCUUACGACGAGGAUCCGCUGGCCAAUCAGCUAAUCGAUAUCGACCUCGAUCCCGGUGAGCGCCACAAUCAGACAACACCAGCCACAACACCGCUCUCAGCUCUCGACGAGCUCGACAACAGUCUACAAGCACUUGACCUCAUGACCUCAUCGGCAAUGACCCUUAGUAAAGUCUCCAACAAGCUCUGCAACUACAGCAGCAAACGCAAACUCCAACAGGCCGAAACAACGCUGGCCAAAAAGAUGCGCAUCAUUCACCAUUAGCAAGUCCAAUGCUAGAGAACUCCGUGUGCUAUAUGAGAGAGAGAGUGUGCGUGUGUGUGUGUGUGUGUGUAUAAGAGUGUUUGUAGCAGUGCGUAUGUAUAAGAAUGUGUUUAUAAGAGUGAAUGUAUAAGAGUGUGUGUGCAUGUAUAAGAGGUACCACACUCUUGCUCUAACGCUCUUCUAGAGUGUCUAUAUAAGAGUGUGAGUAUAAGAGUGUGUGCAUAAGAGUGCCUGUAUAAAAUUGUGUGUGGCAGGGUGUUUGUAUAAGAGUAUUUGUGGGAGGGUAUUUGUACAAGAAUGAAUGCAUCGGAGUAAUUGCAUAAGAGUGAGCGUAUAAGAGAUACACACACUUUUAUGCAAACAUUCUUCUAGAGUGUCUAUAUAAGAGUGUGUGUAUAAGAGUGAUUGUGGUAGAGUGUUUGUAUAAGAGUGAAUAUAAAUGGGUGAGCGUAAAAGCGAUAUACACACACUUAUACUCAUACUCUUAUACACACACUCCUCUCGAGUGGUAUGUAGAAGAGAAGAAGAAUGUGAGUGUAUGAGGAUGAAUGUCUUCUUCUAUAUAUGUACAAGAGUGUGUGUAUAAGAGUUAUUCGAAGAGUGAAUGUAUAAGAGUAUGCUUGAUUAUGUAUGUAUGUGUGACUCUUUCUUUGCUAUCCUCACUUUCUUUUGAAUAUAUGCAAAAAAAAAAAAAUGUUGAGUGGGCAUUUUUAAUGUUUUUUGAUUUCAAAUAGGUUUAGUAUUUUGGGCGUGAUUGAAAGUUGUGUGAUUGGUGUGGAUAUACAAGAAAUAUUUGUUAUUCUCUGUUGAAAACUUUGUUUGGUAUCUUUAAAGUAUUUUGUUAAAUUCAAAUUGUUAAAUUAAAAUGAGUAAAAGGACAUUUUUAAUGUCUGCUGAUCAACAGUUUAGUAUUUUUCUUUUUAGUAGUGACUAAUGUGUUGAAUGAUUGGAAAAAACGUAUCAUUUUAAAUGUUUUAUGUUAUUAUUAUAUAUAUUUAUAGUAUAUUUCCAUAAAUAAAAUGUGCAGAAUUUGGCAUUUAUUAAGAUGUGCUCAGUAUUUUAUUAGUAUUUUUGCGUGUGUGCUCGAGUGUGACUGAUUGAUUGAGUGUAAACGAACAAAAUCUUGUUAGCCUGCGGUUCUCUUCUGUCUUCUAUUUUAUUAAGUAUUUAUUUAUUUAUUAUUUGUACUUUUCUUUAUAGGAAACUCUUGUAGAUAGUAUUUUAAGCAAAAUUAAAAUACUACCACUAUUAUAUAAAAUAUAUGUCAAUGUGUAUAUCUGUUCUUAAUCUGUUUGUAUCUGUGCUAGCUCUUCUCUCGAAUGGGAGAGUUUACAUCGUGAAUAUUAAGUUUAUCAUCUAGUAUUUAAUUACUACAUAAAUCCUACAGCUGCCAUAGAAAUAAUGUGUCAGUGAUGAUGCUUUUCUGAAUUGUUGGUAGAAUUUGUCAUUUAUUCAGUAACACUCAAGUACAAUAUAAUCCGGAUAUAUUAGAAGUAUCUUGAAAUUUUUGCGAGUUUUCACGAUACUUGAAUAUGGUAAUAUUAGUAGAAAUAGAAGAGAUGUAUUAUGUCUACAAGGGUAUUUCAUCUUUGAUUAUAUUUUAUGGUUAGUAUUUUUUUAGUCUUUUUUGUAUGUAUGUAUGCUGAGAUGCGCGAUAAUUGGGCCAGCAAAAGAAUUUUUGUAAUACAAAGAAAAGCAAGGUGAUUCAUUUAUGCGACUGAUUAUUAAAGAAAAUGGAAAACA
Messenger RNA from Drosophila mojavensis, 5282 nucleotides. Its product is annotated as inactive dipeptidyl peptidase 10. The transcript is spliced from 10 exons. The coding region runs from base 333 to 3257 and encodes 974 amino acids. Gene Ontology annotation, molecular function: serine-type peptidase activity; dipeptidyl-peptidase activity. Gene Ontology annotation, biological process: proteolysis. The record is from RefSeq and is a predicted model, not a curated record. NCBI's taxonomy places the organism in Eukaryota, Metazoa, Arthropoda, Insecta, Diptera, Drosophilidae.